CGACGGCAGCGGCGGCUACAACCAUCACAUUUCACCACUACCACACCAUAUACAAAAAAAACCACCAUUUGACGAUUAUUGUCGACGUUGUUAUUACUACCGUCAUUUACAAUCAAAUCAGUCAGCCAAACAAAAUUGGCAGCCCAAUCAACCAACCAACCAACCAACCAACCAUCAUCAUAUCGUCGUGAGAUGACAAAAAAUUGUAUCAAUAGUAAAUGAACUAAAUUAUUUUAAAUGGUAUUAACGUCAUGUUUUGACAUUUUUGCGUCUGAUCAUCAAAAAAUGUUUGUCGGUUGAUCAGAUUUAUAUACAUUUUGAUGAUACAUUGAGGUGAUAUUUCCGUUCUCAGAGUGAAAUUCUCAUCAACAAUUUUUCAUCACUAUUUAGAAUUUUCUCUCUCUAUCUGUAUCUCGCUGGUGCAGCAAAACAGUUGACGUAGAACGAUUUUUAUAAUUAUCAUUCGUUUUUGUUUAUUAUUCAUCCGUAAUUUCAAUUGAUUGAAGAAUAUAACGACUAAAUAAAAUUCCAAUGAUCUACAAAUUUUUACAAUCAUAAUGUUAUCAUUAAAUUGUUUUUCAUCAUCCUCAUCGGAUUCAUCCGAACAAUCAAAUGGUGCUAUUGGUCAUCAUCAUCAUCAUCAUCACUAUCAUAAUCAAAUACAACACCAGCAUUCCAAUAAUCGUUUCUCUGUAUUCCAAAGUUUUUGCGGCUCAUUUUCAUCACAAUUAACAAAUCUAUUUGUUGGUUGUUGCCGUUGUUGUUGUUGUUGUUUUUGUGUUUGUUCUAAUAAAAGUGACAAAAACAGGAAACGCCGAUUUUCAUUCAACCGUGAUCGUCGUCUUAGCUUUCCUACUGAUCUUCAGCAGCAACAGCCACAUAAUCAUAAUCAUAACUCUCAUACAUCGGCGAUUGUCAACAAUGUUAUCGUUGAAAAAUCAAUCAAAGAUGAACUGUCGCCUAACAUAUCCGGUCAAGAGAUGGCUAGUAUUGUCACAGUGCCUACAAUUAAUAAUGUUGAACAACAUGAUUUUACUGACGAAGCAAUCAACAAUGAUGGCCAUGAUGAAAAAGGCCAUAAUAAUUUCGAUUCUCGUUCAUUAAAUCGUUUAUUCUUUAUUGAAUUUUUUCGCCGUAGACAAAAAAAUCAUAACAAAGAUGAUAAAAGAAUAUCUGAUACGAAUGUUAUUUAUCAUAACAACGGCAAUAAAACAGACGCUGAUUGUCCAGUUAGUUAUGGGCAUCAAUAUCCUAUUCAACAUUCACUAUCAUCAUUACCAUCAUCAUCAAAGCAACCAUUGAUAUUGCAACAAUUAUCAAUAUCAUCGCUUGAUAACAAUUCGGCAUUAGCUACUGAAAACUCUUUCAACUGUGAUGUAAUUUCAUCCGCAACGACAAUGAAUCUCGAGCUUUUUGAAUCAAAAAAUUUACAUGAUAAACAUAAUAAUAAAAAUAAUGAUAAUGAAAUAGAAGAUGAUGACGAUGAUGAUGAUAAUGAUGUUAUAUUCAAUCAACCGAUAGUGCCUUCACAUUCCGGUCAUCAUAAUCAAUUUCAACUGAAACAACAACAACAACAACAACAACAACAAUCAACAUCAUCACCAUCGAAAUCUUUAUUAAUGACUUCAUUGUUUAAAUCAACAAAAAAAUCUGUGGUACAUAGCGUUGGUUCAAAUCCAAUCAACAAUCAACGUGAUAAACAAAUACGAAUAGACAUAUCAUCAAAACGUUUGAUGCGUGAAAUAGGUGAUUUAAUGCGUCGUCGUCAAAAUCAACAAUUGACGGCCAAUUUUACAAUAGAAUUAGUCAAUGAUUCUCUAUAUGAAUGGUAUAUUAAAAUCUAUGAGUUUGAUAAAGAAUCACAGAUUUAUUUGGAUAUGCAACAAUAUCAAAUUCAAUUCGUACAAUUACAUGCCUUAUUUCCUGAAGCAUAUCCAUUUGAACCUCCAUUUAUACGUGUUGUUACACCAUAUAUUGAACGAGGCUAUGUUAUGGAAGGAGGUGCAAUAUGUCUAGAAUUGUUAACAAAAACUGGUUGGACUAGUGCCUAUACAAUGGAAUCGGUAAUCAUACAACUAAUGGCAUCAUUUGUAAAAGGACAAGCAACAAUCAAGGCAACAAAAGAUGUAAACAAAUGUUUUACAAAAAAAUCCGCCAUCAAUUCAUUUAGGCACAUUGUUCGUAUUCAUGAUAAACAUGGAUGGGUGGACACUCCUCUUUUUGAAGGAUGAAAAACAUGAUGACUUGGCCGAAUUAACUUUUUUUUCUCAUUGUCAUUGAAUCAUCAAGCCAGACAGGGGUGGAAAUGAUUUUCAAUUAAAUCAGCUUCAUUACGAAUCCACUAUUCAAUUUGAAAUGGAAUGGAAUAACUUUGAUAUUAUACAUGAACCAAAUCAAUAUUUUGCAUCAAUCAUGAAUGGAAAAACAAACAAACAAACAAACAAAAAAAACUGUAGAAUUAAUUG
Dermatophagoides farinae (American house dust mite) is the source of this 2465-nucleotide messenger RNA. RefSeq lists its product as uncharacterized. Lineage: Eukaryota; Metazoa; Arthropoda; Arachnida; Sarcoptiformes; Pyroglyphidae. The record is from RefSeq and is a predicted model, not a curated record.